CGAGUCGCCGCCUUCUUUUCAGGAAGGUUCAACAUGGACACGGCUGGUAAAGUAAUCAAGUGUAAGGCAGCAGUAGCCUGGGAGGCUGGUAAGCCCCUGUCAGUGGAGGAGGUGGAGGUUGCACCACCCAAAGCUCAUGAAGUGCGGGUUAAGAUCCACGCCACAGGGGUGUGUCACACAGACGCCCAUACUCUGAGCGGGACGGACCCUGAGGGCGUGUUUCCUGUCAUCCUCGGGCAUGAAGGUGCAGGAACAGUGGAGAGCGUUGGGGAGGGCGUCACCAAGUUUAAGACAGGGGACACAGUCAUUCUUCUCUAUAUCCCACAGUGUGGAGAGUGCAAGUUCUGCAAAAACCCAAAAACCAACCUGUGUCAGAAAAUCAGGGUCACCCAGGGGCAGGGGCUGAUGCCUGAUCAGACGUCCCGGUUCACCUGUAAGGGUAAACCCAUCUUCCACUUCAUGGGCACCAGCACGUUCUCCGAGUACACGGUGGUGGCUGAGAUUUCGCUGGCCAAGGUGGACGAGAAAGCCCCCCUGGACAAAGUGUGUCUGCUGGGCUGCGGCAUCUCCACUGGAUACGGAGCUGCUCUCAACACUGCCAAGGUGGAGGCCGGCUCCACCUGCGCCGUGUUUGGCUUGGGAGCCGUCGGCCUGGCGGCCGUCAUGGGUUGCAAGGCUGCGGGAGCCGCCAGGAUCAUCGGCGUUGACAUCAACCCGGAAAGGUUCAAGAUGGCCAAGACGUUCGGAGCGACAGACUUCGUGAACCCAAAGGAGCAGAGCCGAGCCAUCCAGGAAGUGCUGGCAGAGAUGACGAACGGAGGAGUGGACUACUCCUUUGAGUGCAUUGGGAAUGUGGACGUUAUGCGUGCUGCCCUGGAAGCGUGUCACAAGGGCUGGGGGACGAGUGUGAUCAUUGGCGUGGCCGGUGCCGGACAGGAGAUAUCCACACGCCCGUUCCAGCUGGUCACGGGACGCACGUGGAAGGGAACAGCUUUUGGAGGCUGGAAGAGUGUGGAUAGUGUCCCUCAGCUCGUGGACGACUACAUGAACAAGAAGCUGAAAGUGGACGAGUUUGUGACACACACGAUGCCACUGGCGCAGGUCAACGAAGCGUUUGACCUCAUGCAUGCUGGGAAGAGCAUUCGAUCUGUCCUGAUCUUCUAGAGACUCUACAAGCCUCAAUUCUAACGGUCUUGGGAUCUUUCACAUUUAAUGUUGAGCAUUUAAAUUCGGGCACUUGCACGGUUUUGCUUAUGCUUUUACAUAAGCAGCAGUAAUAAAACUGAUUUAAAAAGCA
Molecule: messenger RNA, 1297 nt
Organism: Electrophorus electricus (electric eel)
Lineage: Eukaryota; Metazoa; Chordata; Actinopteri; Gymnotiformes; Gymnotidae
Gene: adh5
Product: alcohol dehydrogenase 5
Biological process (GO): formaldehyde catabolic process
Cellular component (GO): cytosol
Molecular function (GO): zinc ion binding; alcohol dehydrogenase (NAD+) activity; S-(hydroxymethyl)glutathione dehydrogenase [NAD(P)+] activity
Source: RefSeq, a predicted model, not a curated record